GAAAAAUAUGGAAAGCGUUAUGAUAAUGCUUUUAAGGAAAACACGGAAGACAAAAGGGAAAAAUAUGGAAAAAGAUAUGAAAAGAAAUCUCAUAAACAUAAUUUCCCUAACUCAACUGUGUUCUUUAUAUAUAAUGAUCUUCAUGCAGGGCAAAAAAUGAGACUUCAUGUAACAAAAUCUACAAACAAAGCUAGAAUCUUGCCUCGUCAAGUUGCUGAUUCCAUACCUUUCUCAACUGAUAAGUUGUCAGAAAUUUUUCAACGUUUCUCAGUAGACCCUGAAUCAAGCCAAGGGAAAGUCAUAAAACAAACUGUAGAGGAUUGCGAGUCACCUGGUAUUAAAGGAGAAGACAGAUACUGUCCCACUUCUUUAGAGUCUUUGAUUGAUUUUAGUGUUAAGCAUGUUGGGAAUAAAGUUCAAGUUCUUUUUAAUGAGAUAGAUGAACCCAAAAGAGAGCAAGAGUACACAAUCAUGGAUGUCAAAUUCAUGGGAGAAAAUCAUGUAGUGUGUCACAAGCAGAAAUAUCCGUAUGCUGUAUAUUAUUGCCAUGCACUAAAUGGCACUAAAGUUUAUACAGCUCCGUUGGUGGGCGCUGAUGGUACUAAAGCCAAAGCAGUGGCUGUUUGCCAUUCAGACACAUCUGCUUGGAAUCCAGGACACUUGGCCUUUUUACUCCUCAACAUGAAGCCCGGAGAAGGGACAGUUUGUCACUUUAUUAGAAGUGAUACGCUUGUUAUGGUAUCUAUUGAUGAAAAUAUUGAAAAAACCUCCAGUGAUACCAAUCUUCUUCGUCAUGCUUAGAGUUUAAGCUUGCAUUUUAGUUGUACUAGUACCUAUGCUAAAUUUCGCAAUAAGCCACUUUUUUAAGUGACAAUCUUUGUAUUUGUGUAACAUGCUCAGCAUCAUAUGUUGCUCCAUAUGUAAAGUUAGUAUAUUGCACUACAAUGUUCUGCUUAAUUAAAUUUAUUGAGAGUUUAGUGCACUUGUU
Jatropha curcas is the source of this 988-nucleotide messenger RNA. Lineage: Eukaryota; Viridiplantae; Streptophyta; Magnoliopsida; Malpighiales; Euphorbiaceae. The record is from RefSeq and is a predicted model, not a curated record.